Messenger RNA from Panthera uncia (snow leopard), 2384 nucleotides. RefSeq names its product T-box transcription factor 19 (gene TBX19). The coding region runs from base 60 to 1397 and encodes 445 amino acids. NCBI's taxonomy places the organism in Eukaryota, Metazoa, Chordata, Mammalia, Carnivora, Felidae. Gene Ontology annotation, cellular component: nucleus. Gene Ontology annotation, molecular function: RNA polymerase II cis-regulatory region sequence-specific DNA binding; DNA-binding transcription factor activity, RNA polymerase II-specific. The record is from RefSeq and is a predicted model, not a curated record. The transcript has 8 exons. Gene Ontology annotation, biological process: cell fate specification; regulation of transcription by RNA polymerase II; heart morphogenesis.
AGCUGGAAGCAGGCUCGAGGUAGGUCACGACGCUCCGCGGCCAAGUUUGAGAGGGGCCUAUGGCCAUGAGCAAGCUGGGCGCCCAGAAGACCAGUGAUGGCACUGUUUCUCGGCUGCUCAACGUGGUAGAAAGUGAGCUUCAGGCAGGGAGGGAAAAAGGUGACCCUACGGAGAAGCAGCUUCAGAUCAUCCUGGAGGACGCGCCUCUCUGGCAGAGAUUCAAGGAAGUCACUAACGAAAUGAUCGUGACCAAGAAUGGCAGACGGAUGUUCCCCGUCCUAAAGAUCAGUGUCACGGGCCUGGACCCCAAUGCCAUGUACUCCCUCCUGCUGGACUUCGUCCCAACGGACAGUCACCGCUGGAAGUAUGUCAACGGGGAAUGGGUGCCCGCGGGCAAGCCAGAGGUCUCCAGCCACAGCUGCGUCUACAUCCACCCGGACUCCCCCAACUUUGGGGCCCACUGGAUGAAAGCUCCCAUCUCCUUCAGCAAAGUGAAACUGACAAACAAGCUCAAUGGAGGAGGGCAGAUAAUGUUGAAUUCUCUGCAUAAAUACGAACCUCAGGUUCACAUAGUGCGCGUCGGAGGUGCCCAUCGAAUGGUGAUGAACUGCUCCUUCCCAGAAACCCAGUUCAUAGCCGUGACCGCCUAUCAGAACGAGGAGAUAACAGCUCUCAAAAUCAAGUACAACCCUUUUGCCAAAGCCUUCUUGGAUGCCAAGGAGAGGAAUCACCUAAAAGACAUUCCGGAAGCUGUCUCUGAGAGCCAGCACGUGGCCUAUUCUCACUUGGGAGGCUGGAUCUUUUCCAAUCCUGACGGAGCGUGUGCAGCAGGAAACGCCAGUUACCAGUAUGCGACACCCUUGCCUCUGUCCGCAACCCACACCCACCAUGGCUAUGAGCACUAUCCUGGCCUCCGCGGUCACCGGCAGGCUCCCUAUCCUUCUGCCUACAUGCAUAGAAACCAUUCUCCCUCAGUGAAUUUGAUAGAAAGCUCCAGCAAUAACCUGCAAGUCUUCUCCGGAGCCGACAGCUGGACUUCCUUAUCUUCCACACCCCACACCAGCAUCCUGUCUGUACCCCACACCAGCGGGCCGAUCAAUCCAGGGCCUAGCCCCUACCCGUGCCUGUGGACCAUCAGUAACAGCGGCGGGGGCCCCGCGGGGCCGGGCCCAGACAUGCACGCCAGCUCCCCGGGGACGUUUCUCCUGGGGAGCCCGGCCGUGACUUCGCCCCUCUCUGCCCAGGCACCCGCUUCAGCCGGCGUGGAGGUUCUGGGGGAGCCUUCGCUGACCAGCAUCGCCGUGUCCACCUGGACGGCGGUGGCCUCGCAUCCCUUCUCGGGCUGGGGUGGCCCGGGUGGGGGAGGGCGCCAUUCUCCCUCUUCACUGGAUGGUUAGGCAGGAUCCUAGGGAGGGUGUCGGCGGAGAACCUUCUAUGCGUAGAGCUUUUAGAAACCCCACCUGCGGAUCCCAGGAAGUUAGACCGCGGGGUCGCCUCGCCCAGUGAGCUGGGAGCGGGGGGUGGGUGGCUUACGGGAGAUGAUUUAGUCUGAUGAGGCUCCCUGGUGUCUCUUUACGCUCCCGUUUUUCUCUGCAGCUCAUCUGCGACCCGAUUAGGUAACCAAAGCUCACUGAGCACCUCCCUCGGCCCUGCCCCUCACUUCCAAAUGGUUCCAGAAGGCCCCACUUCCUGUUCUGUCUGAGCUCACCUGGCCUGAGGCUUUCCAGCCUCGUGCCGCCCUGCGAAGCAUCUGUGGCCACCGGGCUUCUGCUCUGAGGCCAAGGGAGGGCGUAAGGCCACCGAGUGACGUGAACGCGCAGAGAGCUAGUCACGGUUUACUCACAGCUCCGUGCCUGGGAUGGAGGAGAUGAGACCGUGACCUUCCCUUGCUCAGAAACCGUCCAUGGCUCCCCGUUGCCUACAGCACGAAGUCUUACCUCCUGGCCGGAAGGACACCGUCGACCGUCGAGCCUCAAGCUUCCCUGCGUGACCCCAUUAGCGUCCUACGUUUCCGUCGAGGUCGACGUUCUGCCUGUUGUCUCAACGUUCUGUGGACUUUGCCACCUCUGUGCCUUCUCGGCGCCUCAGCUGUCCUUCUCGGUUCCGUCCCGCCUCUGGGACUCCCGCCCCUCCCCCCAGGGGGCCGGCUGAGGCGUCACUGCCCACAUCAUACCCCUGAGGUGCCUGGGCACGUGUGAUCCUGCCCCGCCGGUUUUUGCCUCCGUUUUGUGGAGCUCGCCCCAUCCUGCCUUGUGUUUUUGUCACCUGUGAAUGUGUCUCUCUCCCCCUAGACUGUGAACCCCUUGAGGGUGAGGACUAGCCUUCUCGUCUUUGUACCCCACAGCACCCGGUGCCUUGCCUAUAGUAGGUGCCCAAUAAACACU